UUGCAGAAGUACUCUCCUAUGAUGGCACAGAAAUCACAAGGAUCUGACAACCUUCAAGAAGGCAAGGAAAAGAGCAAGAGAGACAUCCUGAAGUGCACCAAGAGCAUGUGGGCUCCACUGGAUGAGCGGCUACCCCCUGACCCUGAGGAGGAAAGCCAGGGUCUCACCAUCCCCAUGCUGGAAGAUUCCAAGCAAGAAAGUAUUCAGCAGUGGCUGGACUCUGGAUUCUUUGUCUCUGCAAAUGAAAACUUUCAACAAGUCAUUGACCGCACUGUUUCUUUGUGUGAACAAGGGAUGGUUCAAAUGACUGUGAAAGACUACAUGAGAUCUUUGCAUCAGUUUUCAGAAACUCCCACCCUAUCCAGAGGGACCAGUUUCAACUCUUGGUAUUCUACUGCAAGUGUACCACAAAGCGUUCCUGAAUGGCUGGAAUUUUGGGAGAAAGAUCCAGUGGAGAUUCUCUUGGAUCUGGGGUUUGGUGCCGAUGAGCCAGACAUCUGCACACAAAUCCCAGCCAGAUUCCUUGGUUGUAGCUCAGCAGCCAGAGGGAUCAACAUCCGUGUUUUUCUUGAAGCUCAAAAGCAGCGAAUGGACAUUGAGAACCCCAACUUGUACGGCCGUUUCCGACAGCUGGAAAUCCUGGACCAUGUGACCCAUGCCUUCUCAUCUUUGCUGAAUGAUGUCAGCAUCCUGCCAAACAGAGCUGAAGAGAAAGCUGGAGGAGAGAGUGUGCAAAGAACCUCAGUGAGUGCCACCAAAGAGCAUCGAAGAAGGAUGGGUAAACUCAUAAGGAGAGCUUCAAAACAGAACAUCAGGAGGGAUUGUAACCCAGAGGCAUCAGAGUCCUUCAAGAUGAAAGAUGAAGUUUUUAUCCCCUUUACAAAACCAUGGGAGUGUGGAGCAGAGCUAGCAGCAACCUCAAUCAACCACAAGCAAAAUCAUUUGUCUCUGUCAGUAGAACAUCAGUCUCUCCAAGCCUGUGAUGAUUUGCUAUCUUAUCCUCCCCACGAUCUUCUGGGCAAGCAAUGGCCUUGCUCAUCUAUGCCAGCCAAGCAGACUGCUCCUUCCUGUGUGUCUGAGGGGUCAGUCAAGGGCAAAACUCAGAAGGAGAACUUAUUUCAGACUAACAAGCUCAAGUGCCUGUCUCGUCUUGCGGGUAAAGGACCAGACUCGUUUGAAAUGGAAGAGGUCCAGAGCUUUGAAGAAGAGACUGGUAAUCCUCUUGACAUGACUUCAGGAACUGUAGGUGCCAGGGUGGACAGAGCAAAUAGCUGCCAGUCUGACAGCAGUGGGUUCCUGGAGGAGCCGCUGGAACUGCUGCCCUUCCAGAUGCCUUCCUUGCCAAGCAGCCAGAGUCCUGCUGAGAAUGGAGGUAGAAAACCAAGAGAUCAGAGUCACAGCGUAGGAUCAUCUCAGGACUGUCAACUAGAGUCAGAUGGGCCAGAUUCCAAGAGUAGGGUGAGCGCAUCUUUUUCAAGCCAAGACAUGACUGCCUUGGAAGAAAAGGCCUCAGUAUCUAUAGUGGAGGAAGAGUUUCUGCUUGAGGCCAUGGAGAAGCCACCAGAGCUGUAUAUCCCAGACAUGGCCUGUGCCAAGACCACCAUGAGGGGAGAACACCCAAGGAAAGACAGCUAUCUGCGGCAGCUUCUGCCAAUGUCCCACAAUGAAUAUGAGGUUACCGGAUCCACAGCCACUUCCAAAUAUGAUCAUCCUCUGGGGUUUAUGAUAACCCACAUCAGAGAAAUGCAGGGCAGUUUUCUAAGGCCUGAGGGGGCUGGCGAAGUGCAAAGCCACCACUAUGUGUCUCAAAGAUCACCUGGAAAUGAUCAUACUCAAGACAAGUUCCUUCAUGUUGACUCUGAGGCCCCAAAAGAAGAAGAAAGCAGUGGACUCUGUCCUGACACCAACCACAGCUUACUGGCACCAGAAAGCUCAUCACAGUGUGUCUCCAAGCACAGUGAAAUCAUACCUUAUGCAACUGACCUUGCUCAAACAUCUGAAAAGCCCAUUAUCUACCUCCAUAAACUGCCUGGAGAUCCUGCCCAGGUGAAGUCAAGGUCUUGUACUUUGGGUCAGAUACUACCUAGGCCAGAAGCUGAGAUGGAAAACCUUCCUCUAAAUACUGGCAGCUCCAGGUCUGUAAUGACCCAGAUGUCCUCCAACCUGGUGUCAGCUGCUCAGGGUGCUGUGUCCUUGGGGACUGGUCCCAGAGGAACAUCUUUAGAAUGCACUAUGUAUGAUACUGUUACCACAACAGAACCAAGACUGGGGACAGAAGCAAGACAGUACAAUGAUGCUUCCAUUCAGACUUUUGUAUGUGAGCCCAGGCCCUGGCAUUUCUGUUCAGUUCCAAGCAACAAGGCCUUGACACAUGGGCCCCAGCCCCUCACCAAAUCUGUCUCUCUAGACUCAGGCUUCCCUAGUAUCUGCCCAUUGGGCACCUGCCAUGCUAUACCCACCCACUGCUGCAUCUGCUGUCAUCACCACUCCCACUGCCACUGGGAGAGGCAAAGCCCUGGCCUUGAACCCUCAGUCUGUAGGCACUGCCUCUGCUCACUCACUGGUCACCGGGAAGCCCAGUUCAUGACGACUUUGAAAGCCCUUCAGGACACUACAGUGAGGGAGCUAUGUUCCUGCACAGUCCAUGAGAUGGAAGCCAUGAAGACGAUAUGCCAGAGUUUCCGGGAGUAUUUAGAGGAAAUUGAACAGCACCUUAUGGGACAGCAGGCCCUCUUUUCCAGGGACAUGUCAGAGGAGGAAAGGGAGGAGGCCGAGCAACUGCAAAUGUUACGUGAGGCCCUGAGGCAGCAGGUGGCAGAGUUGGAAUUUCAGUUAGGACACCGGGCUCAGCAAAUCAGAGAAGGGAUUUUACUGCAGCUGGAGGUUCUCACAGCAGAGCCACCUGAACACUACUCAAAUCUGCAUCAAUGUAACUGGAUAGAAGAAAGCAAUGGCCAGACUUCAUGUUCUAAAAUCCACCCAGGCAUGAACCCAAGGACUGUCUUUCCUCCCAGUGAUGGCCAGCAAGCUCCCUGUUCAGGUGGGACCCAGUUGGCUGCCUUCACUCCACCCACCUUGGAGAACAGCACCAGGAUGUCUCCUUCAUCAUCAGCUUGUGCAAAGUUAGGUCCAACCCCUUUGUCAAAUUGUCCUAUUGGAGAAAAGGAUACAGAUGUCUUCCUCUAG
Molecule: messenger RNA, 3186 nt
Organism: Piliocolobus tephrosceles (Ugandan red Colobus)
Lineage: Eukaryota; Metazoa; Chordata; Mammalia; Primates; Cercopithecidae
Gene: ITPRID1
Product: ITPR interacting domain containing 1
Exons: 13
Coding region: 19-3186 (1055 amino acids)
Molecular function (GO): signaling receptor binding
Source: RefSeq, a predicted model, not a curated record